CUUGACAAAGGACUAUUUACUGACAUGUUGAAAGCAUUAGGAGUGUCAAGCACAGUUGGUGUCUAUGAAGUGGAAGGAUCCAAAAUUAACUUCAAGGCUUAUCGUCUAGAGCCAAAUGUACAGAUUAGGAGAGAAUCAAGGUUGGUUCAUCCAUACGGGUUUCCCAAUGAAUUAUCAAUUGUUGUAACCUUUAGAAUGAGAGAAAAUGCCCCUAACAUGGUGUGGAAUCUGUGGGAGGUAACUGACGGAUAUGACAACGAGCAAUUCCGACUCAGACUGUACGGUGAGACCAAUGCUGUUGAAGUCUACAAUGUGGCAGCUGUAGGAGAGGAGGUCACCACUUUUGAAAAUGUGGGGCAACUGUUCAACCACGCCUGGCACAAGCUCUCACUUAGUGCCACAAAAACCCAGCUGACUCUGUUUGUUGAUUGUCAGCAGGUUGGCACAGCUCCCAUUCGACAAUACGGAUUCAUUGGUACAGAUGGAGUUACUGUUUUAGCAACAGGAGCAAGAAGGAAUGCUACACUUCCAGUGGACAUACAACAAUUCACAAUCUAUGGAAACCCAAGUAAAGCAAGUGGAGUAACCUGCUGUGAAUUGCCUGGUAUUUGUGAAAAGCAAAGCAGUGAUGGCACCUCAAUAGGAUGUCCCUGCAGACCUAUAAAACCUGGAUUCCUUGGAUUCUCUGGUCCAAAUGGUUAUCCAGGUGACAAAGGCAGGUCUGGAUUUCCUGGAUCUCAGGGUAGAAAGGGUUAUCGAGGUUUUAAAGGGGUGCAGGGAAGACGAGGUGAUCCAGGACCAAGGGGUGAAGAAGGUGAAGAGGGUUCUCAUGGAGAUCCAGGUUACUCAGGAGCUAUAGGUAUUCCUGGUUCCCCUGGAGAGAAAGGUGUGCUUGGUGCGAAAGGGAAAAAGGGAGAUACUGGAGAAUCUGGUGAAGAAGGCAGUGCUGGGUCCCCUGGCGAAGUGGGUGCUCCAGGAAACUCAGGACCACCAGGGCCCCCAGGUAUCAAGGGAUUAAAGGGAUUUCUUGGUUAUCCUGGAUUCUCGGGAGAUAUUGGGGAACCAGGAGAUUUGGGAUACCCAGGAUCAAUAGGACAUGUUGGUACUCCUGGCAGAAAGGGUGAUAUUGGAAUGGCAGGAAGACCUGGUAGUGAUGGUAUACCAGGUGGUCAUGGAGAUAGAGGGGAUCCUGGUCCAAGAGGACCACAAGGCCCACGUGGUUUUCCAGGGAUGAAAGGUGAUGCAAGGCAAUCUGGAAUACCUGGAAAACCAGGAGAAAAGGGAGUGAAAGGCUUGCCAGGCCCACAAGGUGAACCAGGGCCUGAUGGCGAGAAGGGUGAAACUGGAAAAACUGGAGUUCAAGGCAAGUCAGGACCCAAGGGUGACAAAGGUGACAUGGGUGACAAAGGACAGUUUGGACGACCUGGCCCUCCAGGGGAUGUUGGAAUUGAAGGCAGACGUGGUGUGCCUGGAAUUCCCGGACCACGAGGCUUUCCAGGGCCCAUGGGGGAGCGAGGUGAAGCAGGGCAAAGAGGGGAACCAGGAUCUGUAGGAGCGCAUGGUCCAGCAAUGCCCUUGGAACAGGUUUUCGAGUUGUGCAAAAGAGUAGUGAAUGAACAAUUAGCAAUCUACGCAUCUGCAAUCCGGCGGACAUGUGCAAGGGCAUGUCCGACCAAUAAUGUAACACUGAUAGGGCCCCCUGGUCCUCCUGGAUUACCAGGGAAAAGAGGAGAACAAGGUGAAUUUGGUAAUGUUGGAAAUCCUGGUAAACCUGGGCCAAGGGGUAGACAAGGAUCAGCUGGAUUAAGGGGUCCUCCUGGAGAACCAGGAGAUAAAGGUGAAAAAGGUGAAAAAGGAGCUCAAGGGGUUGGACUUCCUGGAGCAGAAGGAAUACAAGGACCAAGAGGCUAUCCGGGUUACCCAGGUGUUGCUGAGGAAGGAGAACCAGGUCCACGUGGGCCAGUGGGAUACAGUGGGCCUGCAGGGCAGCCGGGAAUGCCUGGCGAGCAAGGAGUUCCUGGGAUUUGUGAAACUAGCAACUGUGGAAUCCAUGCUGCUCCUAUUCAGACCCAAUAUAGACUUCUGAAAAGACCAAAUUAA
Messenger RNA from Hemiscyllium ocellatum (epaulette shark), 2100 nucleotides. RefSeq names its product collagen alpha-1(IX) chain-like. Bases 25 to 2100 code for a protein of 691 amino acids. The transcript has 24 exons. The record is from RefSeq and is a predicted model, not a curated record. NCBI's taxonomy places the organism in Eukaryota, Metazoa, Chordata, Chondrichthyes, Orectolobiformes, Hemiscylliidae.